Messenger RNA from Saccostrea cuccullata (small rock oyster), 7143 nucleotides. RefSeq names its product zinc finger protein 236-like. The transcript has 8 exons. The record is from RefSeq and is a predicted model, not a curated record. Gene Ontology annotation, biological process: regulation of DNA-templated transcription. Gene Ontology annotation, molecular function: DNA-binding transcription factor activity, RNA polymerase II-specific; RNA polymerase II cis-regulatory region sequence-specific DNA binding. Lineage: Eukaryota; Metazoa; Mollusca; Bivalvia; Ostreida; Ostreidae. The coding region runs from base 90 to 4169 and encodes 1359 amino acids.
GCGAAGAGACGUAAAGGUGGAAGAGCCGUUCGUGCGUAAACUUUUGAUUUCGACAGGCCGCGGACCUGCUUCCCAAUGAAGCCAAGAAAAUGCCGAAGAUUUCGAAGAGGAAACAGCAAAAACCAAGCCAUUUGAGUGACAAUGCUAAUCCACCUAACAACACAAGAGGAAGAAAACUGUCCAAAACAGCUGUAGCAGAUGACAACGGAAACUUCAUUGAGAAAGGCAAAAGGAGAAGACAAGUCCUAAAGAAACCAGAAACUUCAACUUCCAAAAGCAAGGCUUCCUCAAAGAAAAGAGACUCCAAGAAAAAUGGAAACACGGUGGAGGACUUGGGAAAUGGAGGGACCAAUGAGAAUGCUUCAGUGAAUGAUCCUGAUAAUAGAAAUGUAAGCAGUGAAAAGGAACAUAAAAAGCACCAGAAAUCCAAAAAUCACACUGAACCAAUGGACAAUGAAGUGACAACUGCAGUAGAAAUGAAAUCUGAAAAUUCUCCAGUACAGAAUGGUAAUGUUGCUAAAGAAGAAGAGAUGGAGGAGGACAUUUCAGAUGGGGCCAGCUACGAUGCAGGUAGUGAGGAGGAUGACAGCAUUACUGAGGGGGAAGACAUGAUCCUUAAUAAGUCAUCCAAUACUGAGGGGGAAGAUGAACUUAAGUUACCCAUUACUGAGGGGGAAGACAGCCUUAAGUCACCCAAUACUGAGGGGGAAGACAGCCUUAAUGAGCCACCCAAUUCCAGCAGAAUAAUGAUUGUAGAAAGUGAUGUAUAUGACGACCCUUUCCGAGAGGGAUCUCACUUUGAGGUUGAAAAUGGGAUGUUUAAAUGUGAAUUUUGUGGAGUAAUGAAGACAGAUGUAACGGAAUUAAAGACACAUUUAAGGGGACACACAGGGAUCUCUCCUUUAACAUGUUUGGUGUGCUGCAGAGCUUUCAAUGCUAAAAGGACACUGCUUUAUCACCAGUUUAUAGUGCAUGGAAUAGAACAUAAAAGUGUAGCUGCCAGAUACCCUGACAUACGCAAGAGAAAGUUUGAAGCCGGGGAGUUAGUAGACGAGUCAGUUAUUCAGGAGGUGGACAAGAAGCGGCGGCGGUUUGAGAACGGCAUGGACGUGUUGACCGAUCGUCUGGAUAACAGUCUGCCGUUCAUUGUUAAUGGGGUGGUGGUGGAGAACAGUAAAAAACGGAUCUGUGAGAUUUGUAAAAAGGUGUGCAUGAAACCCAGUGAUUUAAAGAGACACAUGAUGUCACACACAGGUGAAAGGCCAUUUAAAUGUGAGGUGUGUGGUAAGCCAUUUAGAGCUAAGAACAGCAUGAUGUACCACCUGAAGUCAGCCCAUGGCUAUAUGGUUGAGUUAAGUCCUGGACUAGAAGAGAGAUAUCUGAAGCUGAAAAAGCAGUCUAAGGUACCAACAUACAAAGGAAAAUCUAAUGGUGCUGGUCAAUACCAAAAUAAUCAGACCACAGCUUCACCACGGCAGUCCCCAGAAAGAACCCCAACCCCAGACUCAUCUGUUUUCCCCACAACUUCUACAAAUCACCCAGUGGCAUAUAUGCCACUUUACAAACCUCUACAAAUGCCUGGAAAUGGAGAGACUCCGAAUUUCUACAAUGAUGGUAAUAGAACCAUCAAAGACCAUGGGGAUCAGCUUGACAAAUCAGCAGGACAUAUCAAGCAGAAGGAUACAGAAUUUGAAUCUGUCAAUCCUAAAAUAUUUACUCCUGGACUAUCACUGAAUGUCCCUCACUUAGUAAAACCUGGAGGGAAUCCAGUAGGGAAAGAAAUUCAUCAAGUAUUCAGCUCAGGGUCAUGUGAUAUGAAGGUGGAUAGCGAGACCGUGCUGGUCACUCGACUCGAUGGAACUCUGUCCACCUCUGGCCAGAAAGUCUGUGCCUAUAAAUGUCAUCUCUGCGGAAAACUGUUCAAUUACCUCAGCAAAGUACAGUUCCAUCUCUCUUUCCAUUUUGAGAGGGAAAUUAAAACAUAUCAUUGUAAACACUGUUCUGCCUCGUUUCCAUUCCAGUAUCAGAUGCACAGACACCUGCAUAAAUGUCAUUCCGGAUUAAUCAGUAAAGAUUUAUCUACCUCAACCACGGCUCAUUCCUCCACAAACGGCACUGAUCUAUCUCCAGCAACUUCAUUAGCAGAACAUUUUAGUGUGUUGAGAUUCAAAAGAAACGAUAAUGCAUCAUAUGCUUGCAUGAUCUGCAAGAAAUCUUUCAGCAUGGAAUCCUCUCUUCUUAAACAUAUCAAAAUGCACAGUAGUGAUGAUUUUUGUUACUGUCGAGAUUGUGGAAAUGGGUUUUCUGAUUAUGAGUUUCUGAAGGAACAUUUUGAACGGGAGCAUGGAGGAGGUGGUGAAAGUCAUCAUGAGGUUAAAGCAGAGAAGUCUAGAAACACACUGCUAUCUCAUCUUCUGAAAAAGACGUCCAGAUGUGGAAAAGAUGAAAGUCAGGCUGAAGUAGUCAUUGAUAGAGAAGGUCAAGAUGUGGAAGAACAGAAAGCAAAAGAAAUGUUGGAGAAGGCGGGAAUCGGAGAUGAAGUGACAGUCGUAUUACCAUGUGAUCCAGAAGACGAGGAAAAGGUCAAAGAAAAGAAAUCUGAAUUGAAGGAUUGGCAAGUGGAAGAAGAGGAAAAAUCUGAUUUUGUUAGCACUCCUGAAAUACAAACAGCCCCUAAAAUGUCACUGUUGGCUAAAGUACCUGGUAAAUCAAAGAGAAAGGCAUCACAACCAGUCCGACUGAAUCAGUUAAAUGGAGUAAAGUUAGAAUCUGAUGCUGACCAGACAGAGGAUAUGGAAAAAGAUCCAGAAGAAGUAAAACUUCUAGAUAACAUAAAAGUUGAGGAAGACAAGGAAUCUGUAGACCAAAUAAAUCCCUCUUCACCGGAUUCCAAUUCUAGAUCAUCCUCUCCAGCAAAGUCACCAACAUCGUCUGAUGUCGAUUAUAAGCUGCCAACUGCUCUUCCUGCAUCUGGGUUUUGGCCUCCUCACUUGAUGCCUAAUGCUCAAUUUCCACAUUCCCUGCUGACAACAGGACAGAUGCUCCAGGCCAUUGCUGCAACAGGCCACAUAACCAACCCUACAUCACUAUCCCAGGCUUUGACCAAUCCUGCUGCUCAAGCAAUGUUAGCCUCAGGCCAGAUGCCCACCCUAGCUCAGGCCCUGGCCAGUAGUAGCCACAUUCCAGCCACUCUUGCUAAAACCAUGACCUCAGCCUCCUCCCAGUUCAUGCCUCCUGGUCUGGCAUCCACUGCCGCAUUCAUGCACCCAUCAUUUCCAUUUUCCCAAAUGUAUGCAUUCCAAGCUGCUGCCGCUGCUGCUGCUCUUCAACAAUCAAAACUGAACAACAAUGUGAAUACGGCAGGCAUCAAAACAGAAGUGAUUGAUGACCCCAAACUAGAAUCUUCUGAUUCAGCUGAGGCGAACUGCUCAUCUCCAGGUGCUCCUCUUGACCUGGCAACCACUUCCACCCUUGAUGCUAAAAAUAGCAACAGUCCCUCAACUUCUUCAGCAGGAAAUGUGAGUGAUGGUUCAAUCCGGUUUCCUGAUGACCUGUCCCCAAACACCUCUACUCAGGGAGAGCCAGCGGAGGAUUAUAGGGACGGACUGGUGGGGAUGCCAAAGGUCCAGUGGUCUCCUGGGGACCCCAACUCACCCUUCAGCUGGCACCACAUGACCACUGAUGGCAGGAAAGUCACCUCCCUCUCCAGAACUCACUCAAGACUUCCUAUUGUGAAUUCCCCUGUCAACCGAGACCAGAUAUGUAAACCAACAAUGCUGGAUGAUGGAAGACAGGUGUUUAGUUGUCCGUUCUGUAGCAAGAACUUCUCUUCAUACUCGGAUAUCAACAGGCACAUGGAUUUUCAUGAAGAUAUACGACCCUACAAGUGUAAAUACUGUGAAUAUUAUGCCAGGACAAACAGCCAGUUAAAAGUUCAUAUGAUGAGACAUCAAGGUAUCCGAGAGUUUUGCUGCAAAGUGUGUAACUACAAAGGUGUGACCCAGUCCGAUCUAAACCGCCACAUGAAAUCCCAGAUCCACAUGCUGAAGUCCAGAAACGAGUGCACUUAUUGUGGGGAGGGGUUUGUAACAGCCAAGAAUUUGGAGAAACAUUUGGACGGAAAUUGCAUCGUAAAAGUUCAACAGGAGAAGGGAGAAUACCUCUUCUGAUUAUUUAAGGUGGUUGUUUCAGGGUAGAUAAUUCAUUGAUGUAAAGUUUAUUUAUGUAUUUGCGGAUUGUAUGAUAUUUCUUUAUGUUAUUAACUUCCUGAAUUGGGUUGGACGAAGUAAUACUGUAAAAUAGAAGGGAGAGAAUUAUAAUGUUUAUUCACAAGAAAAUUCUGUUAUGUAAAUGAUAUUUGUUAGUGCAUUAAUGAGACUUACCUUGAGUUUAUUUUUUUGAAAUCCAAGUUUUCUUGCUCCCAGUCGUUAGCUGAUAUGUUCAUGUUCUUUUUUUGUGUAUCAGGAUUAUGCAUUAUUACCUCAUAUUGUCAAUGAUAUUUCCAUUUGUGUUGUAAUAUAUUUGAAUUAUAGAAUUUGCUACGGGCUGUUGAAUGCUGAUAAUUAUUUUUUUGAUUUAUACCUGUGUCAUCCAGAAUAUAAUUUACUCAGUUUUAGUUGUUAGAAAUGUUAACUACUGUAUAUUUUAUUAUGUGUUAUAAUGCUACAAGAAUUAUGUAUAUACCUUUUAAGUUUUUCAUAGUUUAUUUGUCCCAGAUAUUAGAAAAUCUCCCAAUAUGUACAAAUCAUGACACAUCUUGAAAUUGCCUGUAGGUUGUGCAACUUAUUUUUGUUUCAAUAUUUAACAUCUAAAAAGAAAGGAAACAUUCCAUUUUGUUUGUUUUUUUUUAUGCUAUUGUGAUAAUUUUUUCAAUCAAAUGAUUUUAUUAAUAUAGUUUAUCAAAGGACAGAAAGGUUUACUUAUAAUUUUUUUAUGUUCUUUUUUACUUGUAACAAGAUGUAGUUGUAGGAUUUUUUUAUACCCCGCGCAAACGAAGUUUGGGGGGGUAUAUAGGAAUCACCUUGUCCGUCUGUCCGUCUGUCUGUGCAAACGUGUCCGGUCCAUAUCUUUCUUAUGGAGGGACAUUAGAAUCUACUACUCCAUACAAAGAUUGCCCAUGACCUAAGGGUGUGUCAUCACCUUGACCCAAGGUCAUUUGGGGAAGUUCAAGGUCACUGGAAGAAAAAGUUCAUAAUUCGUGUCCGGUCCAUAUCUUUCUUAUGGAUAAACUUGGUAGGUUCUCAUUUCACACAAAGAUUACCCAUGACCCAAGGGUGUGUCAUGACCUUGACCCAAGGUCAUUUGGGGAAGUUCAAGGUCACUGGAAGAAAAAGUUCAUAAUUCGUGUCCGGUCCAUAUCUUUUUUAUGGAUAAACUUGGUAGGUUCUCAUUUCACUCAAAGAUUGCCCAUGACCCAAGGGUGUGUCAUGACCUUGACCCAAGGUCAUUUGGGGAAGUUCAAGGUCAAAGGAAGAAAAAGUUCAUAAUUCUGUCCGGUCCAUAUCUUUUUUAUGGAUAAGCUUGGUAGGUUCUCAUUUCACACAAAGAUUGCCCAUGACCCAAGGGUGUGUCAUGAACUUGACCCAAGGUCAUUUUGGGAAUUUCAAGGUCACUGGAAGAAAAAUUUCAUAAUUCGUGUCCAGUCCACAUCUUUCUUAUGUAUAAUCUUGGUAGGUUCUCAUUUCACGCAAAGAUUGCCCAUGACCCAAGAGUGUGUCAUGACCUUGACCCAAGGUCAUUUGGGGAAGUUCAAGGUCACUGGAAGAAAAAGUUCACAAUUCUUUCAGGUCCAUAUCUUUUUAUGGAUAAACUUGGUAGGUUCUCAUUUCACACAAAGAUUGCCCAUGACCCAAGGGUAUGUCAUGACCUUGACCCAAGGUCAUUUGGGGAAUUUCAAGGUCACUGGAAGAAAAAUUUCAUAAUUCAUGUGUGAUACAUAUCUUUAUUAUGGAAAAACUUGCUUCUGAAAAAACCCAGCGGGGGGUAUUUUGUCCCGUUUGGACAGUUCUAGUUUAUUUCAAAAAUUGUCCAAGUAAGUCAUCUGAAUUUUAUCAGAAAUGAGUUUCUGUACUACUACUGAUGUCUCGAAAUCCUAAUUAUUCAACAGACUGAAGGUCUUAAACAUUUAUUUCAAUUUCACAUGCUCUGUAAUGUUUUCAUGAAAUUUGAUAGAUUCAGUGAAUACCUUGUAGUUUUCCUUUUAAAAAAUAUUGAUGAAAUAUAAAGUUUAAAUUAUAACGAAAUUUCCUUUAAAAACAAUACACUCUUUGAAAAUUCUUUAAGCUCAAAAUUAGCAGUUGAACAUUCUAAACUACAUUGUAUUUAUUAGAUGGGGAUUUUUUUCAGGUAUUACAUUUGAUUUAUUUAUAAAUUAAAUGCCAUGAAAUUCGGUGUACAUGUUUCUGUCAUAAGUCAGACUACACAUGUAUUUACAGCAAAAUUAAUUAUCAUAUUUACAACAACGUGUAUGUUCAGGACCUCCAAAUUUUCAUAUCCAUAAUAGAGGUUUUCACUGCUUUAUUCAAACAUUUUUUAAUGAUUUACAUCAUGUUUUGAAGUAUUUUAAGAGCCCCAUUCCAUACACAUUAUAUUUUUACAAUGUUGCUACAUUCCAUUACUUUUGGUUAUAUUAGUGCAAUUGGACCAAGUUUGGCAGCCAUUUUUUUUUUUUCAUGCAGAUGUGAUUUUGACGGUUUGGAUCUGAGUUUUCCUGAUUGACCUUCUAUCUCUCUCCCCCCUCCCCCUUUCCCUGUUUACACAUAGUAUCAAUAUGUGUGAAGUUUUCUGAAAGAGGUUUUUGUGCAUUGUCAUUUUAGAGUCACAUCUAUGUAAAAAGUAAAUUAUUGCAAGAACUCAAUUACAUAUUAUACAGUUGUAGUCGAUUUAUAAACACUUUGAAUUCCAGUAAAAUUUGAUUUUUUGGUCAUUCGAUCUACCUGUCAGGGUCCAUUUACUGUUAUCUGUUUUUAACUCUGUCAGACAGAAAGUUUAGUAGAUAUUUUUAACACAGGAUAGAAAUAGUCUUGUUAGUAGUAGUGCUGUCUUAUUCUAUUUACAAAUGAAGUAAUUCCAUACACACCUGUUUCUGAAAUAAAACAUUACUACGAAAGUGUAAUAAUCAUGUUAUGAGGGUAGAUUUUUUUU